GCCAGGUUAGCCUGCACACAACAGGAAGCACCAUGACUUAGGUGGCUCUGCCCAAAGGUGCACCAGCCGUGAUGCAGCAGCCACGAGUGGAGACGGACAUCAUCGGGGCUGGCGAGGGGCCCCAGCGGGCAGCGCCCUGGUCAGCCUGGGUUCUCCGUCAGGACUGGGUGCGCUGGUGGGUAUGCCACAUACCUCGGAGCUGGGCCCAGUGGUGGAAUACAUCAGGCUGGAGGCAACCACUGCAGCGCAUGCUAUGGGGUCUGGAGGGGACACUGUACCUGCUGCUGGCACUGAUGCUGUGCCAUGCACUCUUCACCACUGGCUCCCACCUGCUGAGCUCCCUGUGGCCUGUGGUGGCUGUCAUGUGGAGCCACCUGCUGCCAGCUGUCCUGCUGCUUGUGCUCAGUGCCCUGCCUGCUCUGCUCUUCGCUGCCUCCUUCCUGCUGCUCUUCUCCACACUGCUGAGCCUCGUGGGCCUCCUCACCUCCAUGACUCACCCAGGCUACGCUCAGGACUUGGACCAAUAGAAGGGCAACCCCAUCUUACUGCUUGUGUCUGUUGAGCCCUGGCCUAGGGCCUGAGCCCUGUGGGGAGGGUGGGCAGGGAAACUCCAACAGACCUCAGACCCCCAGUCACAAACACAAGUGGGGGUCUGGAUUCUGGGCAUCUACCUUAAACCCACACUGGUGUCAGGAACAGGACGGUCUUGCUAGGACAAACCACGGAAAGCACCAUGUCACUUGAUCUUCCUGGCAGAACCCUUUUGUCACCACCUCAGCCCUCCCAGCUCCAGGCUUCUUGAGAGUUUCCAUGUACAUAUCCCUGGGCUUGUCUGGAUUUGUCCCGGGUCCUCUCUCUAAUUCCAGGAGGAGCACACACUCUGGAAUGGGUUUUAUUGACAGAAAGAGAGGCUGGGGACCUCACCUCACAGAAACGGGAAAGAGGCCAAUCAUGGGGGAGACUGAGGGAGGGUGGAGAGUGUGUGUGUAGACUGGACCCAAGGCUUUGUGCAUAAGCAAACACUCCACCCUACAUACUCAUAUUUUUAAGAGCCUCCAGGUCUGUUACAAAAAUGCAAAGU
Molecule: messenger RNA, 1081 nt
Organism: Rattus norvegicus (Norway rat)
Lineage: Eukaryota; Metazoa; Chordata; Mammalia; Rodentia; Muridae
Gene: Tmem239
Product: transmembrane 239
Exons: 2
Coding region: 72-527 (151 amino acids)
Source: RefSeq, marked validated